UUGAUUAUCUUGUUGCUUAAAUGCAUUACAUUUUAUACUAAUGAUGAAACAUCUAAAAUGAAUUACGUGGAAAACCAGUAAUUUUCCAUCAAAUAUAGAUCACUGAACUUUUGUCGGUGCGAAUAGAUUAUAUGUACACAUAAUCGUGAUGAACGUCUAAAAGUGCAAAUAUUCCAGACAGUAUAGUCGACAAAUCCGAUUGUAUCAUACUGCAUACGCUUCCAGAUCAACUACUAUAUAGAUCCAUAUCCAAAACACAUUCGAUUUCAAAAAGCAAACGAUGUAUUGUUUAUUUUACUGCAAUUCAAUGCCUGGGCCCAUAACCUGUUGGGAAUUAAAAUACGCAGAGCAUUCGAAUACGCUACUGAGAUAUAUUAGUAGGCAAGUAGAAAGCUUUCAUGAAGCAAUUUUACGCGCUUAACUGCGAUAAACAGCGGUUAUUCCUUGGUUACGCCUUCUUACACAGAACACAGAACUGAGAACAGGGUCGCUGCACGUAACUGUUUUGUGGUCCAACGUCAACGACUAUAAAUACAAUUCAAAUAUAAAUAAGUACUUCACUGUGAUGUUAACAAUGUACCUGAUUACCUUUUCACAAAGUAAAUAAAUGAAUGACUCCAUUAAAGCUCAGUAGUUUUACGUCUGUUUCCAUCUGAUAUCUUUUUUUACUGACAACUAUCACUGAAAAUUAUAUGUCACUGAUGCCACAAAAAAAAAACACAAAAGGUACAAAAGCAUAGGAAAGGGCUAUGUUAUAUUUAUGGAUUGAUGUUUGACAUAUAAGAACAGCAUAAAAUCCUUCACCUAGGCAUCAUUAUUAUUAACUGUCAUAAACGGUGUCGUCACAUUGGGCCAGUUCGUGAUGUCAUUUGACCGCUCUUACGAACAGUGCCGCUAAAUUCGAAAAGGUUAAAACCAAACAUAACCAGUUAUGACUGGUACAUCACUUAAAAUUGCUUAUGGAAAGUUACGUUUGGGUUUUCCUGAAAUUUUGAUACUGACUUACGGCUUUUGAGAAGCGCAUCAGAGGAAAACGAAUAAUUAUAGCAGGAAUCUAUAAAACGUUGAGUCGUAACGCUUUUUCCAUCGAUUAGUCCUAUAUCGAUCUGAUGAUUGCUAAAUAGCAUGAAACAACGUCGUAUAUGGUUGGUUAUGGUCACACAGAAACAGAAAGCAAACAUUCUAUCUACAUCACUGUGGUAAUAUUUCUCUAACGAGCUGUGAAAGUAGUAUAACAAUAAAUAUAAAAUCAAACGCGAGUAGGUUCUUCUGCAACCGAUUUAAGAUUAUUGAAGAAGGUGGAAAGAAUGAAUCUAUGUAUCUAACUAACGUCGCCACUAUUGUCUUUGGUUUUUCAUCUCAGUUUCCGCAAAACUACUUUUCUUUCUUUGUAUUUACUUAUGGGUUUGAAGUGCCACGGCAGAUAGCUAUAGUUGGCCUUGAUGGCAACGUUAGUUGAUGCCCUGUGAACACGAUGUUCUUUGACCGAAGCCAUAAAUGUGCCUGCUUGCCCUUUUUGGUGGCUUCUAGUUGUAUUUCCGUUUCCACCAUUGUUUUCCUCCACCCUGAUCUUGUCUCUUUAUUACGGUCAUGCCCACUAUUGUUCUUUGUUUUUCAUAAUAAACAAUCAAAGAUAUGCCAAUAUUAUUCCUUUGCCCAAGUUAUUUACCACUAAUCCUAUUUCUUACUAAAACAAGUCCAGAAUAGUUUCUUGGCUUCUUCAUUAUUAUUGAUAAACUGGUAUUGAACAGUCCAAUCUUUCAAAACUCAAAUGUCAUAUUGAGCCCAAAAAAGUUCUUCAAAACUAGUUUGUCAAUGAAUCAGUCUUCAUUGUCUCAUGAAAAAUUCAAAUUGUGUGGCUUCGAAAUGUUUUUGAAAUAACCGAUUCAAAUAAAUUAAUGUUUACCAAGUCGACCGGACUAUAUGUGGAAAUAUCCCUAGUGGCGUUUCCGCACGUGAUCGUCUAGCGUAGAGCGCAAUUCAAAAGCACGAGCCAAGGCUUUGAAGCUGAAUGUUUUUUCCCGUUUCAGUUGGAGCGGUGGAAAAACAGUUGACGGAUCAUUCUCGAGAAUUCUGGACGCGGUCAACGGCGCCGCACGGGAAGGUUAGGGUCGAUGCUUGACGUCGCCACGUCGCCGUCGGGACGCUUUGUUAUCUGAUGGAAGUGAUGGUGCGCUAGGAAAAAAAUUUAAAUAAUUAAUUAGAUAUCCUGUUUGGGUUGCCAUACCAACGCAGGAAAGGUCAGGCAGGCACGAAGUAGGGACGUAGCCUCAGUGACGCCGCAGCAAAAAUAAGAUAGAUGAGGACCAAAUAAUACGGGAAAGAGAGACAUAGACCAGGGAGAUGGGAAAAUUCAGCGAUGUGCCGGCCUUGCAAUACUUGGCAGCCGCAUCUGGCAACCUGGCCAUCGUAUGCGACGGCAUGCACUAUGGCUGGCCAUCACCCACCUUACCACAAAUCGAAAGACCCGCAAACAGUUCAACUUGCGCUCACAAUUCAACUCUAUGCAUCGGUAACGAAGAAGGCAGUUGGUUGGCAGUAAUGCCUUUGGUGGGCGCCAUUUUAGGGGCGGUCACUGCUGCCAACAUCGUCGAUGCUCUGGGAAGAAAGAAGACGGUGCUGGCCACUGCCGUGCCUUUCUUCCUGUCCUGGUUGAUGGUUGCUGCUGCCAAUACGUCUAUAUGGCUGCAUAUUGCUAGGUUCAUCGCUGGAGCAGCAGAUGGAGUCACUUUCACAGUGGUGCCAAUGUACAUUGGUGAAAUCUCCGAUCCCCGAAUCAGAGGCAUGCUUGGUUCCAGUUGCUCUGUAAUGUGGAUUGCCGGGUUCCUGCUCAUCAACAUCAUUGGUUCCUACCUUAGCAUCAGUGCAACAGCCAUCGUAUCAUCCUUGGUACCUGUCAUCUCCUUCUUCACAUUCAUCUGGAUGCCAGAGAGUCCAUACUACCUGCUGAUGCAGAACAAGUUUGAAGAAGCGAAACAGAGUUUGAGGAAGUUCAGAAAGGACCAAGAUAUAGAAGAGGAGAUUGAGAGGAUGAAGGGUAGCAUACAGUCGCAGACUAAAAAUACCGGCAGAUUUUUCGAUUUGUUUUUGAUCAAAUCGAAUUUGAAGGCUGUCUUCAUCAUUGCUGGAAUUAGAGGUACGUUGAUAGUAAUAUUUGUUUCAAAUUUUGUGUUAUCUUUAAUGCAAGGUAAAAAUCUACUGAUUACUACUUUGAUGCGAUGUGUUUGCUUGUAUACGUUAUCUUUUAAUGCAACCUCAUUACGUUAGCCAAACUCUUAAAAGCAUAUAAGGAGGGUGUUCUGGGACUUAACGUUUCAGAAAUAAUUACGCUUGGGAUGGUAAAAAAGGGAAGAAAGGUAGUCGCUGUUCAUUCGAUGAGAAAUUUCAAGUACAGUCUUGUGGCAUAUAUUAUGUUGCUUAGCAAUACCGGUCGAAUUUUCCGCCGUUCAAUAUAAAACGCGAGUUUGUUUAUUUCUCAAUUGACAAGGUUUGGAGUUGUCUAAGAGGUUAUUUCUUGAAAUUAAGUAGUAGAAUAACCGAGAUAUAGUGGGAGUGGGUCUCUUGCCUUUCGGGGAAUUGUACUCCUGAACUCCGAUAGAAGAAUCGCUCCUCGAGUAGUUUUCAAAGUGUGGAAGUCUCACCGUCGUCCAUCAUUCUCAUAUUUGAAGACGAAAUUGACUUUGUGAUGAAAAUGAUGUGAAGAUCCUGCGAACAUACUUUUUUGCCUAAAAUGGAUGCAUUCACAAACUUGUUUAAAAAAUGGCAACAGACGUGAGAAUUUGGGAUCAUUCCAUUCUACUGGGCUCUAAAAUCAACCCAUAGGUUUUCUGCUAUGCCCAACCCAACUUGGUACGAGAUAAGCAAGCAUAUGUGGCGCGAAUAGGAAACGACCAGAAAACUAAUUUGAAUACAGCCGCCAAUUCUUAGCAGCAUCUUAAGGACACUUCCCAUAAAAUUCGUUACUGCUAUGGGAAUGUGCCAUUUUCGUUUUUUUUUCAAAUCCGAUUCAUAAACAAACAACUCUGUUUGUCGACACGGGCUGCCACUUUUCCAAUAGGAUGCUACAUAUUAUUGUAUCUCUGUACCAAAAUUACGUUGCUAGUCCUGAAUCGUGGAGUCAACGGCAAAGGCUCUCAGAACCGCUGCUUGAGAAAUCCCGCCCCCUUCAAAUUUCAAUAGACGGCAACUGAAAAACUUCAUAAACAUGAGUCCUAGGACCACCACCACGCCCCCUCCUACAGCAGUUCCUAAGUCGGCCAUAGUUAGAUACUGAGUCAAGUCGUAUCUUUUCACCUAAUAUGUUGGACGCAAGGGUCCUUUGAUAUCGUACACAUUUUCGGAAUAUCUUGAUCAUCUCAAGGCUUUGGUGUAUAUGUUACUAGGAAAGUUUACUUGUUUUUGCAAUGAGUUGAAAAGUAUUUUGUUUUUUAACACAAAUACCAUUUUUUAGGAUUCCAGCAGUUCAGUGGUACAACCGCUAUCACAUUCUACGCACAAGACAUUUUCCGAGAAGCAGGUGACGACAUUUCUCCCCACCACGCCUCAAUGAUCUACUUCAGCGUCCAGCUGAUUUUCACCAUGGUAUCUUCUUGUAUUGUGGACAAGGCUGGCCGCAAACCACUGCUCAUGAUAUCCAUGGCCGGGUCAGCUUUCGCUCUGUUCUUGGAGGGAACCUACUUCUACAUCAAAACCGAAACUAGUAUAGAUACUACAUCUUUCGACUUUAUACCAGUCGCGGUGCUUAUCGGGUUCGUGAUAGUGUUCAGUCUUGGUAUGCAGAGCAUACCUAUCCUUAUGUUAGGCGAACUCUUUCCUACAAGUGUCAAAGCGUACGCCUUGUGCCUCGCGGAUGUGUACUAUAGUGUCGUGGCGACUAUAGCGUCCAAGUUUCUUCAGUUAAUGAGAGUGCAUUUUGGAAUGUAUGUAGCGUUUUAUGGUUUUACAAUUUUUUCACUGCUUGGACUUAUCUUUAUAGUCUUCUGUGUACCUGAAACGAAAGGGAAGAAUCUCGAAGAGAUUCAGGAGUUCCUUAAGGGGCGACAUCGCCAUAACCACGAUAAAUGCGACAAAGAAGAAUGCGUCAAAGUAUAAAUCAGGACAAAAUAGUAUUUAGGAAAAUAUCAAAUUUGUAGAUCAUCGAAGUACAUGGUGCUGUAUCGUCAAAACAUACAAAUUAUUAAACGUCUAUUUUUACAAGCAACUCGAAUAUAUCCUUUGUUUGAAAUAAAACAGUUGUAAAUCAAACAGCUUCAAACGCAAAGCACAGUUCUUUCAGUAAAUGAUGGUGUGCUGUAAUCUGUAAUUUCUUUAACGUCCGAUGAAAUCUUUGUCUGACUUUUUAAAUUUUAGUUCACGAUUUUAAAGGACAUGGUCAUUAUAUUAUACGUCAAAAACUUAUUUUUUAUUCAACAUAUGGCGAAAUAAAUAAAAUCAACAGAAUAAUAAAGCGAACUUUAGCCAUGAAUGAUGUAUACUUUUGACGUAUAUUUUAAGGUUAAUGUAGAUAAAUUUUAUUAAUUUUUAAGAUUUUUAUAGUUUAAUUGUACUUUGCUAUACCGUUAAAGCAUAGUCAACCAUAUGGUUCAGCGGUAGUUCUUUGUGAUAAUAUAAUUUUGAAAUAAUAUCUUUUAAUUUUCAGUUAGGUUAUAAUAGUGAAUUUUCUGAUAAGUCUAUAAACGUACAAUGCAAUGUUAUAGAACAUUCAAUAUUUGCAUUAUUAUUAAAUUAUAAGAUGUACCGGUUAAACAUUGCUGAUAAUGUAGUUCUGGGUUUUAUCUGUAUGUUUUAAAACAAAUAAAAAGCUUAAACUCCAACUUAAACAUACCAUGUAUGACUGAAAAUGUACUUUUAGUGUUUUAUCGAACCUUGGAUCUUAAUAGGCUUUAAGAAAUGGUAUACCAUUCAAUAUACUCGUGCUAUGUGAUUACUACGACAUCAUCAGGUGUAUACUUGCCUUAACAUAUGUAAUUGGAUAUUUUACUAUUUAUCAAUGAUGUUACGAAAAUGUAAGAACUGAAUGCUUCUACUUACGACUAUUCUUAAUUUGUAUAGUUAAUUUAUAUUUACAAGUUAUGAACAAAUGCGAAAAUAAAAAAUCAAUUUUUCAA
Messenger RNA from Acanthoscelides obtectus, 6107 nucleotides. Lineage: Eukaryota; Metazoa; Arthropoda; Insecta; Coleoptera; Chrysomelidae. The record is from the annotation of a GenBank genome assembly.